This is a messenger RNA of Vicia faba (fava bean), 957 nucleotides long. NCBI's taxonomy places the organism in Eukaryota, Viridiplantae, Streptophyta, Magnoliopsida, Fabales, Fabaceae. The record is from the annotation of a GenBank genome assembly.
AUGGAAAGAAAGUGGUUCAAUUCAAUGUUGUUUAAUAGGGAUUUAGAAUAUAGGUGUGGUUUAAGUAAAUCAAUAGAUAGUUUUGAUCCUAUUGAAAAUAACGGUGUAAAUGAAGACCCGUCUAUUUUAACUGAUAUGGAUAAUGACAUUCAUAGUUGGAAGAACAAUAGUGAAAAUGAUAGUUACAACCAUGGUGAUUAUUUAGUAGAUGUCAGCAACAUACAAAAUUUCCUAUCUGAUAAAACUUUUUUAGUUAGGGAUAGUAAUAGGAAUAGUUAUUCCAUAGAUUUUGCUAUUGAAAAUCAAAUUUUGGAGAUUGACAAUAAUCAUUCUUUUUUUAAUGAACCAGAAAGUUUUUUUGCUAGUUAUCAAAAUUAUAGCUAUAUGACAAAUGUCUCUAAGAGUAAUGAUCCUAAUUACAUAGAUGAUACUCAAUGUAAUUGGAUUAAGAACAUUAAUAGUUGGAUUGAGAGUUAUCUUUGUUAUCAAAUCUGUAUUGCUAGUUACAUUUUAAAUGAUAGUGACAACUACAAUGCCAAUAUCAAUGACUUGAAUAGUUACAUUUCCGAUGAUACAAAUGAUAGUGAUUUGUAUCAAAUAGAAAAUUCUAAUGAUACACAUGAUAGUGAUUUGUAUCAAAUAGAAAAUUCUAAUGAUACAAAUGAUAGUGAUUUGUAUCAAAUAAAAAAUUCUAAUGAUACAAAUGAUAGUGAUUUUACUCCAAUAGAAAAUUCUAAUGAUACAAAUGAUAGUGAUUUUACUCCAAUAGAAAAUUCUAAUGAUACAAAUGAUAGUGAUUUUACUCCAAUAGAAUAUUCUAAUGAUACAAAUAAUAGUAAAUUUACUCCAAUACAAUAUGUUGAUGAUCCAAAAGAUACUUCUUAUACUCAACAAUUAAAGCAUUUAUGGGUUCAAUGCGAAAGUUGCUUUGGAUUAAAUUAUAAGAAAUUUUUUUAA